This is a messenger RNA of Galendromus occidentalis (western predatory mite), 1296 nucleotides long. RefSeq lists its product as uncharacterized. Bases 1 to 1296 code for a protein of 431 amino acids. The record is from RefSeq and is a predicted model, not a curated record. Gene Ontology annotation, cellular component: membrane. The transcript has 9 exons. NCBI's taxonomy places the organism in Eukaryota, Metazoa, Arthropoda, Arachnida, Mesostigmata, Phytoseiidae. Gene Ontology annotation, molecular function: ligand-gated monoatomic ion channel activity.
AUGAAGCCCGUGUAUUUACCCUACCAGGCUGUUUUCAAUUCUACGAUGCCUCAUCUUCGCGUAGCGAUGGUUCAGGUCGAACCCUACAUCAACAUGAGACGACUUGGAGAUGAAAUUGAAAUAAGAGGUCCUUUCUCCCAAAUCGCUGAGGCUAUACAGAAACUUACUCGUAAUAGCUUAUCGGUGGUGUCGAUCGAAGAUGUGCAACAUGGCCAUCGCCUCAAGAACGGAUCCUUCGUCGGAAUCAUGGGAAAAUUCGAGAGAGACGAAGUGGAUUUGCUCGUGAGCCCCGCGAUCAUGAACGAAGAACGGUUCAUUUUAGCAGACCCUUCAAUAUUCGAAGUCACCUCGUAUACGCUUCUCGGCUGGUCUCCCCGGAAGGUUGUGGAUCCGUUCAACUUCGCGUCUGCGUUCACUGCGGAGGUCUGGCUAUCGGUCCUGCUAAGUUUCUUGUUGCUGUCACUGAUCUGCUGGAUUAUGGACAGAUAUCUGACUCCGUGGGAGGAAGGAGCUCCCACGGCCUUGUCCGAAUACGCGUGGGAUUUGUUCACCCGCUUUUUCCCGCAAGAUGCUCCUCUUCAAGACGCGAGUUGGUUCAGAAUGUGUCUGAUUGGAUUCCUCAUUGCCUUCUCCUUGAUCCUCAUGACUUUUCUGAGCAGCGCUCUCACGUCUUCGAUGACCAUCAAAAGAAAUGAAGAUUUCGUCAACAGCUAUGCGGACGUGCUUCGAUUCCCGAAAGUUCGGAUCUACAGCGAGAAAGGGACAAUUUUCUCACAAAUUUUUCUAGAUCCUCACAACGCCCUCUUCCGGAAGCUAAGCGGGAGGCACAUUCCCGUCCGAGGGAUAUUCAAAUUGAGCUCAGAGGUUUCCGUGAUGGUCGAUGAAAUCGAAGCGAAGACACGCGUUAUUGUCGGCAGUCCAGACAUAUGCAAGUCUGUGGUGAUUAAGAAACGGGAAUCCUCAGGCAGAUGUCCGAACGUCAUGCUGAGCACGGAGAGUGCCGGCUUAAUGCUGGGCUCUUUGUUCGUCUCGCGUCGCCUUCCUAGCGCAACUCGGGAAAUCAUCAACAGAGCGAUUCUCGUGUCUCUGGAAGCGUUCCUCUACCGCAAAACCAUGAUCUGGUCAAUGGAUGAGUACGAGAAAUGCAGGUUGCGCUCCCGCGCCUCAUUGGAAACCACAGCUCUUUCGGUCCUAGAUGUCCAGGGAUGUUUCGUAUUGUUCGCGAUCGGAGUAUGCGCGGCAACCACCUCCCUCUGUAUCGAAAUAUCGAGGAAGCGUUCUUGUCGAUGCGCCUGA